CUGAGGACCAGAGAUGUGCUGGUUUUAUUGGAUAAUUUUCCGCUGGAGGGCACUCGCCUUGAGGCUUGCAGGCCGGUGUUAGAAGCGAAGAGCGAGCUAACAGUGUUCACUGCGAAGUUGCAGGUGCGAAAUUCGGCCCUGUGCAGGACCGUGUGUUGAACUAUAAAGUGUUCUGGGGUUGUCGUGACGGACCGAAGUGGUCAGCAGUUCCCUUUUCGCAUCGUUGACGCAACAAAAGCGCAAACCGGUUUGUCAUGUCCAACACGGUCAAGCAGGCGGCUGAAGCAGCACGAUCCAGGGGAUCAGAAGUGAUGGGUACGGCCAAGAGCGUCAAGAACGACAGCGUCGCCGUCGCCAAUGACUUCCUCCACACGCCCUUCAUGCGGGCCGCUCUGCCCUUCAUCAACGGCGGUAUCAGCGGCAUGGUGGCCACCACCGUCAUCCAACCCGUCGACAUGAUCAAAGUCCGCAUCCAGCUCGCUGGCGAGGGCAAGGCGGGCGGGCCGAAAGCGACCCCACUAUCCGUCACUCGCAAGAUUCUUGCCAGCGGCAAGGCCCUCGACCUGUACACCGGCCUCUCCGCAGGCCUGCUCCGGCAAGCAGUAUACACGACAGCCCGACUCGGAUUCUUCGACACCUUCAUGGCCCGCCUGACCGCCCGCGCCAAGGCCAAGGGGCAGAGCGUCGGGUUCGCGGAGCGCGCAACGGCGGGCCUCUCGGCGGGCGGUCUGGCAGCCAUGGUCGGCAACCCGGCCGACCUGGCACUGAUCCGGAUGCAGAGUGACGGGCUCAAGCCAGUGGCCGAGCGCAAGAACUACAAAUCCGUCAUUGACGCGCUGAGCUCCAUCGCCAAGUCCGAGGGCGUCGGAGCGCUGUGGGCCGGUGCGGCGCCGACGGUGGUGCGCGCCAUGGCGCUCAACUUUGGCCAGCUGGCCUUCUUCAGCGAGGCGAAAGCCCAGCUCAAGGCGCGGACCAGCUGGUCGUCCAACGCACAGACGUUGAGCGCCAGCGCCAUUGCCGGCUUCUUUGCGUCCUUCUUCUCGCUGCCGUUCGACUUUGUCAAGACGCGGCUGCAGAAGCAGUCCCGCGGCCCGGAUGGGAAGCUGCCCUACAGCGGCAUGGCCGAUUGCUUUGCCAAGGUGGCCAGGCAUGAGGGCUUGAUGAGGUUCUACCGCGGCUUCGGCACGUAUUAUGUGCGCAUCGCGCCACAUGCGAUGGUGACCCUGAUCGUGGCCGACUACCUUGGAUGGAUCACCAAGUAAUUUUUCGUUUUAUUGACUUGAGUCGAACAUCCGACUCGUCGUAUGAGAGUGCUUUCGGUUCUCCAUGUUACC
This is a messenger RNA of Parathielavia appendiculata, 1334 nucleotides long. Its product is annotated as mitochondrial carrier. The record is from RefSeq and is a predicted model, not a curated record. Bases 255 to 1262 code for a protein of 335 amino acids. Gene Ontology annotation, molecular function: transmembrane transporter activity. Gene Ontology annotation, biological process: transmembrane transport. The transcript is spliced from 2 exons. NCBI's taxonomy places the organism in Eukaryota, Fungi, Ascomycota, Sordariomycetes, Sordariales, Chaetomiaceae.